AUGUUUUUAUAAGCCAUAAAAGUUAAGGAUUGCAGGUAUUGUGCACAAUAAUGAAGAUUGGAGCCUAUUCAAUUAAAAUACAGUCCAUAAGUACCUCGCCAACAUACCCCUGAAGGAUUGAGCAAGAUUGGAAUGUUCAACAGCACUUUAUUUUAAGGAAAGAAAUCAGUUGAGAAGAAAAAAUAAAGUACUUAGGGUGAUCAAAGAAGACCUUAAUCUUCAUUUUAAAGGAUUACUAAACCAGCCUUUUUUAAAAAUGUGUUUACAGUUUAAUAUAUUGUAAUGCUUAACAUAAAAAGGAUAGUUUUUUUGUGAAAAUGGAAAUAAUGGAAAUUUGGUUAGAAGAAUUUUGUAAGGAAGAGGAUGGUUUGGUGAAUAAUAAACAAGUUAUAAGUAAAUAAAUGAUAGAUAUUUAAAGUGUGAAUUUUAUUUGGAGAUAAUCAAAUAAAGGUUUCAAUUAUUCAACGUUAACAUCGAAAAAUGUUUGCAUAAAUCAUUUAGAACAUCAUAAUGAAAUAUCAAAUAAAAAUAAAUUGCAUGCUAAUUUAAAAUCAUAUUGUUAAAGAACAAAUAAGAAUAUGGAUGAUUUUGUUCCUACAACUUUCAUAAUCAAUUUGGAUUCAACAACUUUACAAAAUGAUAUUAAAAAAUUUGUAGAUUAUUUCGUUGAAAUCAAAAAAGAUAAACUUCUUAAAAACGUUUGGUUACUCAAACCACCUGAUUUAAAUAGAGGAAGAGGAAUAUAAUUAUUCUCUGAUUUAAAAGUCUUAGUAAAUCAAAUUGAUGAAUUUUGUAAAACAAGGAAUGUUAAUAAAUAAAUAAUGUCUACAUCUAAAGCUGCUAAAACUUUAAUCAUAACAUAUCCAGAAUCAAAUGAAAGUACUUAAAAUGUUCAACUUAGAAACUGGGUAAGCUCAGAUUGAGUUUACAUUAGAUUAAACUCCCAAUUAAGAUAGAAUACUAGUUCUAUAAAAGUAUCUUGAAACACCACUUCUAUAUAAUGGUAGAAAAUUCGAUUUUAGAAUUUGGGUAUUAAUUGAUCAUACUUGCAAAUAUUAUUUUUUUAAAGAAGGGUAGAAUAUUAAUAUUAAUCCAGAUAUUUACGAUUGGCAAGUGAACAUUUCGAUAUUAACAAUCUAAAGUCUUUAUUUAUACAUUUGACUAAUAAUGCUGUACAGAAAAAUCAUCCUCAUUAUUGUAAAUAUGAAUUAGGAAAUUAAUUGAGUUUCUAAGACUUAUAAUAGUAUCUAACAUAAUAAAAGAAUACUAAAAUAACUUCAGUUGGGAUUGUGACAAAAAUGAAAGAACUCAUUCAUUAGACUAUUUUCUGUGCUAGUUCUAAAUUGCGAAAUAGUUGAUAUUGUGUGAUUAUUAUUUUAGAUCGUAAAGAUUAUCAAUUUGAAAUCUUUGGAUAUGAUUUUAUGAUUGAUAACAAUGGAAACCUUUGGUUAAUUGAAAUAAAUACUAACCCUUGUAUUGAAGAGAGUAGUCCUUUAUUAUAAAAAUUAAUUCCUAGGAUGUUAAGUAUUGUUUAUUUUUAUUUUAGAUGAUGCUUUUAGAUUAACAAUUGAUAAAAUAUUUUCUCCUUUCAAAACAUCAUAAGAAAACUUUCUGAACAAUCUUCAUGAAUUUAGCAUACCAGGAUAUAGUGAUAAGGAUAAUCUUUGGGACUACAUGGGUUAAAUUUGA
Paramecium primaurelia is the source of this 1689-nucleotide messenger RNA. The record is from the annotation of a GenBank genome assembly. Lineage: Eukaryota; Ciliophora; Oligohymenophorea; Peniculida; Parameciidae.